Molecule: messenger RNA, 5594 nt
Organism: Pelobates cultripes (western spadefoot toad)
Lineage: Eukaryota; Metazoa; Chordata; Amphibia; Anura; Pelobatidae
Source: the annotation of a GenBank genome assembly
AUGGUCUCUUCUGAUGACCUUUUGGAAUGGCUGAGACCAUUCUGUGGAGACGACUCUUUGCCAGUGAAACCUAGAAUUGAUGUGUUGCAAAUUAUGGAACAAGCAUUUAAUCUCAAUGAUGAAGACAGCAAGUUGCUUGUAUUUUUCCGAACUCAGGCUGUUCUUAAAGCCUCUUGGCCAGAAAAAAAGGUAUGUGUAACUUAACAACUUUAAAAUAUUGUUUGUGUGUUUAAGAAAAAACUGAAACAUAUGUGGAAAGUGGAGUCACCUUUUCUAAAUAUCAGUAACCCAUGUUAUGUGAAGAUAAGAGGGAGAGCACCUUUUUGUAAAAUAAAAACGGUGUUACUCACCUAUUGUUACUUGUUUUGAAAAUGUCUAUAUAACAGUUGGUUGACAUUAUAAAAAUUUAGAUGAUUCUUCAACGAAAAUAAACAAUUUCUUAGUAACAUAUUUCCCAAAAUCCACUAGGUUUAAAAUGAUUAAAUUUACUCAAAACAUUUUAAACUAUAAAUAAACUAUGUAAACAAAUGUAUUGCUAUGCGACUCCGCCGACCCCUUCCUCUUCUCCCUUUAAUCAUAUUAGUAUAGCUACCUAUUACUUAAGGUGAGACAUUCUUUUUUUUACAGGUUCACCCACAUGUCUGCUUUGACACAACAAAUCUGAGUUUUCCCGUAGGUAGUUAUUGAAUCAUCUUGAACUCAUAACUGUAGACUUCUUCAUUAAACUUUAUUUUGUCAUUAUGUCAUUUUUAGCUGUUGUCCCCGGCCACGAUAUCAUAUUUAGCUUUAUUUUAGACCCUGUUGUUUUGAUUCACUUUAUUGCUAACAGUAAUAGAGUUAAGGUAAAGUCUCUUGACAUCCAAUUCGACAUGCUAACCCAUUAGAUAAGACAACUACUGCUUUCUCUAUCAAUAUUUUCCCAUCAAUAAAACAAAUAUCCUAUCUGGUCAAGCUAGUGGAACUAAGGAAACAUGGAACCUUAAAUAUCCAAUUAACCUCAGACUAACCUGGACACUGUUGCAACAUUUCUGAGAAAAUGUUUUCGCUUUAAUUGGAUAAAGUAGAAAUUAUUUGAACAAAAGCAAUGUGUGAUCUUGUUACAGGAGCUUUCAUUUUAAGAAAAGUGUUACAAUAUAAAAUGUAAAUUGCCAUUUCUAAGAAGUUACAUUCUGUCACCAUAUAGAAAAAAAAAAAAAAAGGAAGUCUCUUAGAAAUGUCUAUACCCAUCUCUCUUAUACAGGAUUAUCAAAGCAAUUUAGUCAUUUACUGAGACAUAAACACAGUUGUAAGAAGGAAAAAUCAAAGCAAUAUUGUUAUGUUUGUCUCACUGUCUCGUUACUCUUGUGAAAUCCAAGUUUCUACACAGAUGAUUUUCACAGAACAACAAUUUACGAUAAUAGUUUGACAGCCUGAAAAUAAAAUAGCAAAAUGCACGAUCUCUGUAGAAGAUGAGUGUUCUCUUUAUUAAAGGACCACUCUAGGCACCCAGACCACUUCAGCUUAAUGAAGUGGUCUGGGUGCCAGGUCCAGCUAGGGUUAACCCAUGUUUUCAUAAACAUAGCAGUUUCAGAGAAACUGCUAUGUUUAUGAAUGGGUUAAGCCUUCCCCCUAAUCCUCUAGUGGCUGUUUCAUUGACAGCCACUAGAGGCGCUUGCGUGCUUCUCACUGUGAUUUUCACAGUGAGAGCACGCAAGCGUCCAUAGGAAAGCAUUAUGAAUGCUUUCCUAUGUGACCGGCUGAAUGCGCGCGCAGCUCUUGCCGCGCGUGCGCAUUCAGCCCAGGAGGAGGAGAAGAGGAGGAUCGGAGGAGGAAAGCUCCCCGCCCAGCGCUGGAAAAAGGUAAGUUUAAACCCCUUUCCCCUUUCCAGAGCCGGGCGGGAGGGGGUCCCUGAGGGUAGGGGCACCCUCAGGGCACUAUAGUGCCAGGAAAACGAGUAUGAUAUAGCUCCUCAAAGUGUGAGUGUGAAUAUAACACCUUUGUUCUUGUGGAACUAUAUCGUUCAUACAUACUGUACCAUUAUUUGUAUUUUUGUUUCUCUUUUUUUUAAGUUACUCUGCUGGCCAGUAUUUCUACAAAACGUAUGUACAUUUUCUGAUUUUUAGCGCUGUUCACCUUUCUAUUUUAUCUGUCUAUUUAAAACAAAGUUUAAGUAGUCAUAGGGAGGACUGUCCAUAGUGACAACCGAUGCCUAGAACAGAAAAACAGGGAGCAUAUGAAGGGAGCCUUUGCAGAUGCAGAGAAAUUUAAUGUUAAUAGUAAUUAUGGUUGGUAAAACGGUGAGCACAUCUGCAAUAGUGGAUGCCAGUAUCACCUUCACUUACUACUUAGUGCUGUCCAGGAUGGGGAAUUGUCGACCAGAUUAGACACUUACUCUGACCAUCAUGGUGACUCCAGUAGCAUGGUCAUCAGUGUAAGGUCAACUUUCUACUCUAAUAUGGCAAAUUUCCAAAGCUGGCUGGUAACACGUUGCUUCCAGAUCAGGUCUGAGUUGGGUCUCCUGGUUCUACGCAAUCUGUCUGCUAACUUCAAACUCCUCAUUGUAUGCAGGCUGGUCUUGGAGUGGAUGGGAAACUGCCAAUCCUCUGAAUAAAAAAAUGUGUAAUAACAUAUAUAAUUAUUGUCACUGGUCAUAGAAGCUCACGUGGAUGGUUUCCCUCUAAGUCACAUUUACAGCUCUUAAGGGCCAGCAACAUAUGUCUGCGUGUUUGCCAGCCCACUAUUGGACUUUAUCCUCACAAAUUAAUAUUUAAUUAAAAGUGGACAAUGCAUCGUGUUUCACUCUAGCCAUUUGAAUACCUUUCAUGUAGUCAUUUCACAGGACGCUCUGCACUAACUUGUGCAACAUUGUUUUCCUCUGCUAUAUCUGUCACACACACAAUGCACUUUGUGACUUUAGACGUGUGUGCUGAGAGUUGUAUUAUGCAGUAAAUGGAAAGGCUUUUUCCUAGCAGCCCUGUUGCUUUGAAACAUUAGUAAAUAAAAUCAACUUUUUGUCAAAAACAUUUUUAUUAUUUGUGUACACAUUUUAUUAUGAUGUGUAUUUUGAUGCAUAGAGUUUGACAGUCAAAACCCCACUUAUCUGAAAUAUUUUAAAUCAGAUUGAAGAUGUCUCUUUUUAUAUAGCAUGCAAUUAACAGACCGCCAUCUGCCAUACACUCAAUGUCUAUAUUUAACUAUUUAUAGUACAAUUUCUUUUGUCAUUUUAAUUCUUCUCUCCAUUUUUUCCCCCAGUCAUUUUUAGAAUUUUUAGAAAUUGUGCUGUUGUUUCAGUACUGACACAGGUGCUCACCUGACUCACAAACUCUACAGUAAUAUACCCUCAAUCCCUAGGGUAGCGUUUUUGUUCAGUAGUGGCAAGCGCCUGCUGCACUGUACGGAAUUUCAUCUUUACUUGCAUGCCACAAGCACACUCAUUCAAUUCCGGAAACAAUAUAUCUUCUAAAAUUACGUUUAGAGACUCGCUUUUAAAAUUUAAGGAAUUAAUUUUUCACAGACAGACAAAAUAAACAUAUUUAACACCAUAGGAAUUUAUAAUUUAAUUAAAUAAUAAACUAUUUGCAGACUUCAAAUAAAGAUUGAUAAAUAGUGAGCACAUAGUUCUAUUUUAAAACAUUACAUGUAUUUGCAGUUUUUAAAAUUAAGAAAUUCAUGUAAGCUUUGUUUUUACAUAGUCAACUAUUCAUGUCAGACCCAGGGUCGAAAGGGCUUCAGGACAAUAAUUUAUACUACUGCAUGGGUGAAGCGAGGGGAACAUUCCAACACAAUUCAUAUUUAAAUUAGUAUGUGGGACUAUUUAUUGGAGUCAGAGUAUUGCAUUGUGAGAACAGAGACGAGGAAGAAUAGGAGUUGGUAGUGAUGGCAGCAGUAAAGAGAAGUAGUGGGAGUUGGUAUAUAGUGAGUGAAGUAAAUGAUGGUAUGAGUUAGGAGCAAGUCACACUGUGAGUAGGAGCCAGUUACUGGUAGGAUUUGGUAAUGUCAGUAUGUGUGUUAGAAGUAGGACUGUGAAGUGACAGCAGAAGCUAUGGUGAGUAGUGUAACAGUUGGGAGUACGAAUCACAAAGGAUUGGGUAGUGAAAAGUCAUUACACGACAGAAUUUUGGGACACAGCUACUCCUCGCCACUGCUCCGCAGUAUGUGAGUUCACAUUGCACAAAACGCACUCUGUUUUGCACAGCCCUGAGUAGAGUUCAGUAAGCAAAACAUUCCGCAUCGUUAAUCACCUAUAACUGGACUGCUGAAACCUUUAUUUCCAAUGACCUAUUGCAUAGCAGAUCCACUUGUGGUUUACUAAAUAGGAUUACAUUUACCAAACAGCGCAAGUCUGAUAAAUACACUCCAGAAAACUAAAGAAUUGCCAGUCUCCGUUUUCUUAUUACUUGCUGAUUUGGAAUAUUUUGGAGAUAUCACCACCCAGGUUGACAACGUGACAUAUAUAAUUCUUAUAUUCUCCAACAUUUGUGUGAGUGAAAAUGGCACAAUGCUAAGUAUUACUCAUACUUUAGGAAGAUAGGUUUAAAGAUAUUGAAAUGCUCAUUUUAGCAGUAUGUGUGUGAAAGCUACUCUUAGUUUGUCAGGUAAUCCUCUUAGUGUGUAAAUCAAAGUGGGGCUUAAUAUUUAAUUACACUGCGGGUGUUUUUGGAAGAGGUUCACAAAUCAAUGUGCUGUCGGGAUGCCAUCCAACUUGUGAAAUAUCAAGAAAUGUGCUAUGUUUAGAGACAUUUUCAACAUCUCUAGUCGCUGCAACCGCCACUUCUCUAAUGAUUAGUUAACAAAAUUAAAAAUUCAAAAGUCCUCAUUUUUUAAUGGCUCCAAACUCCUUAUUUUUCAUUCAAGGGACAUCUAGCGGUUUCUAGGAUGGGAGAAUAGUCUGUGUUGUUCUAAUCCCCUUGGCACAUUUUAUCUGGGCCCUCCAGGUUCUGUAAUUUUCUAGUUAACUGGUGCAUAAAAAAUAUGGGUCAAAAUACUGACAUUUUCUUUAAAAAAAUUGCAUUCGGUAUAAAAUGAAAAUGGUUUUACAUUGUGAAUUCUAGAUUACGAAACCAUAAAUUUCAGUGCAGCGUCAUUUCUAUUAAAUCAUAGCAAAUUCACUUUAAAAGCAGUUCCUAGAACAUAGUUAAUGCACAUUUUAUAUAAAGCUACAGUUCAUAUAUAAAGGCGUGCAAGCUUACACUGUUACUGUACUGAAUGUGUUGUUUAUUAAAAUACAUACACCAUACGUUCAACAAUGUUUUAUAUCCAUUGCAUGAUCAACAUGUUUCUUUGUGAGAGAUCAGAUUCUCUACAGCUGGUUAUGAUUAUAAGUGAAUGAUGUUUUAAACAUUUUUUGUGAAUUAGUUUUUCAGUCCCUCACUCCAGUACAAAUUGAGGUGACAACUGCAGCAUGCUACCUGACCAUCGUUUGUCCUCUCAGUGAUGCAUCACAUGUGACGCUGUGCGCCAUUCUGGAGUCAUUUUUGACCUGGACUGCUCAAUUUCAGCCUAUUUUUAUGCGGAAAAUGAUUCAAGACUCUCACCGUUCCUGUGACAGCAGUAUUGUACAUGUUGGUGUCAUCCUAGUGACGCUGAUGUACCGGAUUGAUGCAUUCCUUAUUUAA